AUGUAUGAUUGGUGAUGAGAGCAUGCUGAUGUGGCAUUAGGCUGAGGUGGCACUCAUUGUGUUGUGGGUGGUACCGAGGUCAAGACCGGUCAUCAAAUGCACACUCAGCUCAAUUGGUGAGAAAUCUGUGGUUGGGGGCAGCUAUCUCCAGAUACUGUCUGCCUAACUGAUGAGCGGAACAGAUCCUGUUGAUGAUAGAGCAGACAAUCGGAGACUAACACGUGCAGAAGCACUUAGGGUCCCGCACGUGUUCCAGGCACUACGACCGGGAGAAGAAAGACGACUUAUAGCCGAGCGUAGAGCCCGUGCACUAGCAGCAGCUAGGGCCACAGUAAACGCCGCAGCUAGGGAACAGGCUGCCCCAGCAGCCAGGGCAUUAGAGAUGUCUUCUGCAGCAGCAACAUCCUCGGUUGCGUCUUCAUCUGCAACCAAUGGGACCAUGUUGGGAAUUCCAACAAGUUCCACGGGCACUUCCAGUUCAAUGGGUUCUCGACAGUCUACUAGUCAAAUGGCGGGCUCGCAGUUCAGCCCGUUGACCCCACGUGAGAGGGAGCUCAGAGAGAUCCAACAGGUCGAGAGGCUCCGCCAGAAGUUAGAGGAGGACCUGAAAAAGGCAACAGAUAGGGAAAGAGAGAUAAAAAAUAGAGCAGCCAGGCUUGAUAGUUUAGAGGCUGAAAAGGCUGAGGGCUUGGAUGAGUCAGCAUUGACUGACCCGCUGAAAACGCUGAAGAAGAAUAUGCUGUCACAGCAUGCGCACGUGGACAGCAGAUUAGACUUCAUGCAAAGCACUCUAGACCAGAUCCUGGACGCAUUGACAAGGCCAGGAUUCAGGCCACCAGCACAAUCGCCGUUGCCGUUAUCGGCGAUGUCAAGCCCCUUUCCAGUUCAAGCUGGCACACAGCCAAGUGGUACGACUGCAGCAGCCGCACAGACUGUUGCAUCUUCUUCUUCGGGUCCAGCGGUGGGAGCUACACCACCGCAACAACCUGUUCCUCAACAGGGACAGCAACAAGGUCAAUGGUACCCCAAGACCCCAAUGAAACCGCCUCUUGCCUUCUCAGGCGAGAGAAAGGACGAAGAGCUCAACACUUGGUUGAAGACAGUCCCGGUUUGGGUAAAGGCAAAGAGGACCUUGCCUGAGGAUGAAGUGGUAACUGCUGCAUCUUACCUCGAGGGUAAGGCAACCAAAUGGCUAGAUGGUGUAGUUGUGAAGGCAGGGUAUGGGCGACGCAUGGCAGACUGGGCUAAGUCAUUAACGUUAGACCAGUUCAUGGAAAUGGUAGAAGCUCGGUGGCAUAAUCCACACGAGGCACAAAAAGACACUGAUGCGAUUAACAAUCUGGACCAACGAAAGUUCAAAUCGGUCAGAGAGCUUACGACUACCGUUGAGAGCCUGAUCCUCGUCCCUGGCAUCAACUAUAGUGACCAGUUCCUGUUAACAACCUUUGUUAGAUGUCUUCCUGAGAACAUCAGGAACUUGCUAGCCAGCGAGGCACGCCUCGAGGACCAUUCAUUUGAGACAUUGUCUAGGAAAGCCUUAGAUUUGGAGGCCACACUAGGCAAUGCUCAACCCACUCAGAACGACACGAAGAAGAAGAAGAGUCCUCGGGAGUGGAAGAAGAAGGGGGCUAAGUUGAUGAUGGUGGAGUCCGAUGGGACUCAAACUGAGAUUGACGAGCUCACUGACCUGAUGGACUAUACAGAGUUUGACGGCGAGGAGGUAGCUGAGGGUAGCACUCUCGCCGCGGUAGUCAAGACUAAGGCAGGUGGCCGAGGGAAGGGCCAACCUAGGAAUAAGUUCGUCGUGGUCUAUCUAGACGACAUUCUGAUCUUUAGUAAGUCUGCCGAGGAACAUGCACGGCAUGUUGAGACAGUACUUUCACUCCUUCGACAGCACAAGUAUAAGGUCAACUUAGAGAAGUGCGAGUUCGGUCGCACUAAGAUACUAUACUUGGGUCAUGAAGUAUCCGCGGAGGGGAUUAGGCCGGAAGAUGCGAAGCUGGCUAGUAUUCGAGACUGGCCACGACCUCGGACAGUCACUGAGGUCAGAUCAUUCCUAGCAAUAUGCGGCUACUAUAGGAACUUCGUAAAGAAUUAUACUACAGUCGCCUCUCCUUUGACUGAUCUAACUCGACUUGACACGCCGUGGGACUGGAGUGAUGAGUGCGAGGGUGCUUUCAAGAGAUUGAAGCAUGCACUCAUGAAUCAUGAGGUCCUCAUGGUUCCCGAUCCGCAGAAGCCAUUCAUAGUGACCACUGACGCAAGCCAAUACAGCAUUGGCGCAGUGCUGGCUCAACAGGAUGGGAAAAAGAUGAGACCGAUUGAGUAUAUGAGCCAAAAGAUGCCAUCAAAGAAGUUGACAAAGUCCACCUAUGAAAGGGAACUCUAUGCUCUAUAUAAAGCACUUGUCCAUUGGAGACACUUCCUAUUGGGAAGGUUCUUCUACUUGAGGACUGAUCAUCACACCCUCAAAUGGAUCAAGACUCAACCGGCUCUUUCUGAUGCACUCAAGCGAUGGAUUGAGGUCAUAGACCAAUAUGACUUCAAGCUUGAGUAUCUGAAGGGAGAGUAUAAUAAGGUUGCUGAUGCGCUAUCACGUAGAGCAGACUACCUAGGUGCGCUAGUUUCUGACUUUGGCGUAUCUGAUGAAGUAACUCAAUCGUUGGUGGGAGCCUAUCACGAAGACCCUGUCACAAUGGACAUCAUUCGCAAACUUCAGGCAAAAGACAAGGCCACGGAAAGCGAGUUUGUGAUGGUGGACGGGCUCCUCUAUCUUGAUAAGGCCCGAAUAAAAAGAUUAGUAGUUCCAUCUAGUGAACCUUUGCGUAGUUUGUUCUUAGGAGAAUGCCAUGACGCAACGGGACACUUCGACUACAAGAAGACGAGUGUUAACUUAGUACAACGAUUUUGGUGGCCAAGAAUGUUCGAUGACGCAAAGAAGUACGUAGAGACCUGUCAGGUCUGUCAACGGGACAAGCCGCGAACUCAAGCACCGCUUGGGUUGUUGAAGCCUUUGCCUAUUCCUGCUGGUCCAGGAGAAAGUGUUUCCAUGGAUUUCAUGGACACCCUGGUGACUAGUAAGAGUGGCAAGAGGCACAUCUUCACAAAGUACGCUAGACUAGUGGCUAUGCCAGAGACCGCAAGAACUGACUAUGUCAUCAAGUUGUUCAAAGACAACUGGGUGCGUGACUUUGGUUUACCAAAGUCAAUCAUUAGUGACCGAGAUGUCCGAUUCACAAGUGAGUUAUGGAAGAAGACUGCAGAACAGAUGGGCAGUCAACUUCAGAUGACUUCAAGGAAUCAUCCCGAAGCCAACGGACAAGCCGAGCAAAUGAAUAGAGUUGUACAGCACUUGCUGAGGCACUACAUCAAGCCCAACCAAGAUGAUUGGGAUGAGCAGUUGCCUCUCAUCGCCAGCCUGGACAACAAUGUUAUCCAUAGCAGCACCGGCGUUAGUCCUAAUCAGCUGCACUUGGGAUGGAAGCCUAGAUCAGCACUAGACUUCCUCCUGCCUGAAAACGGACCCACUGCAACUCCAGGCACAUUAGAGUAUGGUGUGCAGUAUUAGAAGUUGCUGCAAGAGGCUGUCGAGCAUAUGAAGAAAGCUCAGCAAGCAAUGAUUGCUUCUGAGAAUCAACAUCGUAGACAGUC
This is a messenger RNA of Chara braunii, 3651 nucleotides long. The record is from the annotation of a GenBank genome assembly. Lineage: Eukaryota; Viridiplantae; Streptophyta; Charophyceae; Charales; Characeae.